Molecule: messenger RNA, 3699 nt
Organism: Hemisphaericaspora subhashii
Lineage: Eukaryota; Fungi; Ascomycota; Pichiomycetes; Serinales; Debaryomycetaceae
Gene: SPF1
Product: ion-transporting P-type ATPase
Exons: 1
Coding region: 1-3699 (1232 amino acids)
Biological process (GO): intracellular calcium ion homeostasis
Cellular component (GO): endoplasmic reticulum membrane
Molecular function (GO): P-type ion transporter activity; ATP binding; ATP hydrolysis activity
Source: RefSeq, a predicted model, not a curated record
AUGUCAGAUCUAGUGGCCAAUCCUGGUAUACAGGCUGCAGAUUUGUUGGUUCCUAAACCACUAUUGUUUAGACCUUAUGUAUGGCCUUUUACAAUUAUAUAUCCAAUUUUUAUUCAAAUUUAUUUUCAACAUUAUGAUAAAUAUAUUGGUGGUCAAGAAUGGACUUUUGUAUAUUGUAUUGCUAUCAUUUCAUUCAAUUUAUUGUUCUGGUUAAUGCCCCAUUGGAAUCUUGAUAUUAAUGCUAAAUUUAAUUACCAAAAGGUUGAUCAAAUUGCUAAUGCUAAAUAUAUAAAGAUCAUUCCUGCUCCAAAUUCAGGAAUGGGAGAAAUCUGUGAAAUUAAUCGUGAAACCUUCCAUGAUGGUGAAAAACAAGUUAGUUUCUUGUAUCAAAAGAGAAGAUACUUAUUUCAUCCUGAAUUAAAUAAAUUUUCCCCUCCUGAAUUCUUAUUUGAUGAAUUACCUCAAUUACAAGUCUUUCAAACUACUAAAGGUUUAUCAGGUGAUUUAGAAAAGAUGAUUAGAAAUUAUGGAUCUAAUAAAUUCGAUAUCCCAGUUCCAACUUUCUUAGAAUUAUUUAAAGAGCAUGCCGUUGCACCAUUUUUCGUUUUCCAAAUCUUUUGUGUUGCCCUUUGGUGUAUGGAUGAACAAUGGUACUAUUCCUUAUUUAGUUUAUUCAUGUUAGUGACUUUUGAAAUGACUACUGUUUUCCAAAGAAGAACAACUAUGGCUGAAUUCCAAAGUAUGGGUAUUAAACCUUAUUCUGUUUAUGCUUAUCGUGAUAAAAAAUGGGUUGAAAUUGAAACUACUCAAUUAUUACCAGGCGAUUUAAUCUCCGUUACUAGAACUAGUGAAGGCAGUGCCUUGCCAUGUGAUUUAUUGUUAAUUGAUGGUUCUGCUAUUGUUAAUGAAGCCAUGUUAUCUGGUGAAUCUACUCCAUUAUUAAAAGAAUCUAUCAAAUUAAGACCUGCAACUGAUAAUUUACAACCAGAAGGAUUUGAUAAAAAUUCAAUCUUACAUGGAGGUACUAUGGCUCUUCAAGUUACCCCACCUGAAAGCAACCCUAUUGUCCCAGCUGCUCCUGAUCAUGGAGCUCUCGCCGUUGUCACUAAGACAGGUUUUGAAACUUCUCAAGGUUCUUUGGUUCGUAUGAUGAUUUUCUCAAGUGAAAGAGUCUCAGUUGGUAAUAAAGAAGCUUUCUUAUUUAUUUUGUUCUUAUUAAUCUUUGCAAUUGCUGCCUCAUGGUAUGUUUGGGUUGAAGGUACUAAAAUGGGUAGAAUUCAAUCUAAAUUGAUCUUGGACUGUAUUAUCGUUAUCACUUCUGUUGUCCCACCUGAAUUGCCAAUGGAAUUAACUAUGGCUGUUAAUUCGUCCUUGUCUAAAUUGCAAAAGCAAUAUGUUUAUUGUACUGAACCUUUCAGAAUUCCAUUGGCUGGUAGAAUUGAUGUUUGUUGUUUUGACAAAACUGGUACUUUAACUGCUGAAGAUUUAGUUUUUGAAGGAUUAGCUGGAUUCAAUGUUGAUGAUAUUCAUCAUUUAUACAAGGGUGAAGAAGCUCCAGAAAAUACUACUUAUGUUUUGGGUGCCGCUCAUGCAUUAGUUAGAUUAGAUGAUGGUGAAGUUGUAGGUGAUCCAAUGGAACAAGCAACUUUGAAAGCUGUUCAUUGGCAAGUCGGAGCUCAUGACACCGUUGAGAAAAAGAAUGGUGGUACCAAAAAGAUUAAGAUUUUACGUCGUUUCCAAUUCUCGUCAGCUUUGAAGAGAAUGUCUUCUAUUUCUUCAAUUAAUGGUCUUUACGGUAAGAAUUUUGUUGCUGCUAAAGGUGCCCCAGAAACUAUCCGUACUAUGAUUGUCGAUGCCCCUGAUAACUAUGAAGAGAUCUAUAAAUCAUUCACUAGAUCUGGUUCCCGUGUCUUAGCCCUUGCUUAUAAACAUAUUGAUGCUAGCGUUAACGUUAAUAAAGUCAAACGUGAAGAUAUUGAGUCUAAUUUACAUUUCGCAGGGUUUAUUGUGUUCCAUUGUCCUUUGAAAGAUGAUGCUAUCAAAACUAUUAAAAUGUUAAAUGAAUCUUCUCAUCGUUCAGUUAUGAUUACUGGUGAUAAUCCAUUAACUGCCUGUCAUGUUGCUAAGGAAGUUGCAAUUGUAACCAAGGAUGUAUUGAUUUUGGACGCCCCUGAAGAACAUCAUGAAGUCCAAGAAAAUGAAAAUUUAGUUUGGAGAAAUGUCGAUGAAUCAAUUGUUAUUCCAUUCAACUCAAAUGAUAAGAUUAAUACUGAAUUGUUUGCCAACUAUGAUAUUUGUAUUACUGGUCAUGCAUUGAACUACUUGAGUGAACAUGAACAAAUUUUAGAAGUUUUAAAACAUACUUGGGUUUAUGCACGUGUUUCUCCUUCUCAAAAGGAAUUUAUCUUGACUUCAUUAAAAGAUGCCGGUUAUAACACUUUGAUGUGUGGUGAUGGUACUAAUGACGUUGGUGCUCUUAAGCAAGCUCAUAUUGGUGUUGCAUUAUUAAAUGGUACUGAAGAAGGUAUGAAGAAAUUAAUUGAAAAUAGAAAAAUGGAAGCUACUUUGAAAGUCUACGAAAAACAAGUACAAUUACUUACAAGAUGGGGUAAACCGCCUCCACCUGUUCCACCUAUUAUCGCUCAUUUAUAUCCUCCAGGUCCAUCAAAUCCAAAGUAUUUAGAAGCUAUGGAAAAGAAGGGUGUUGAAAUUACUGAAGAAAUGAAAAAAGCUGUUGAUGCUGCUAACAAGGCUGGAUAUAAAGUCCCAGCCAAGACUGAGCAGGUAUUAUCCGAAAACAAGAGCGGUGGUGGUGGUUUUGCUGAUACUAUUAUGGGUGCAUUAGAUGCAGCAGAACUGGAAGACGAAGUUCCAGUAUUGAAAUUGGGUGAUGCCUCAGUUGCUGCUCCUUUUACUUCCAAAUUAUCCAAUGUCAGUGCUGUUACCCAUAUUAUUCGUGAAGGUCGUUGUGCAUUAGUUUCCACUAUUCAAAUGUAUAAAAUUCUUGCUUUAAAUUGUUUGAUUUCCGCAUAUUCAUUAUCGGUUUUAUAUUUGGCUGGUAUUAAAUUUGGUGAUGGUCAAGCUACCAUUUCUGGGAUUUUGUUAUCGGUUUGUUUCCUUUCUAUUUCUCGUGGUAGACCAUUAGAAAAAUUAUCUAAGCAGAGACCACAAGAUGGAAUUUUCAAUAUUUAUAUCAUGGGAUCUAUUUUGGGUCAAUUUGCAAUUCAUAUCAUUACUUUGAUUUAUAUUACUCGUGAAAUUUAUAUUCUUGAACCAAGAGAACCUCAAGUUGAUUUAGAAAAAGAAUUCAGUCCAUCCUUGUUGAAUACAGGAAUGUUUUUAUUACAAUUAGCCCAACAAGUGUCUACUUUUGCUGUUAACUAUAUUGGAUUACCAUUCAGAGAAAGUAUUAAAGAUAACAAGGGUAUGUAUUACGGUUUAUUGGGAGUUGCUGGGUUAGCUCUUGCUGGAUCUACUGAAUUUAUGCCUGAAUUAAAUGAAGCUAUGCAAUUUGUCAAAAUGACUAGUGAUUUUAAGGUGAAAUUGACUGGAAGUAUUUUGGUUGAUUUAGGUGCCACUUGGUUGAUUGAAAGUACAUUAAAGCACUUCUUUAUGAAUUCAGCAGCAGCUGAUAUUGCCAAGAGAGAUGAUGAUGGGGAAGAAGUAGUGGAUAAUGAAAAGUUGGCAGUUGUCGAAUAA